AUGGAAGUUUUCUGGCGCCUUCCGCUGACCUCCUCGUCGCAGUUCCGGAAGGAGGAUCGACACUUGGCCUUUGGCCUGGUUCCCGUGGCCAACGUAAGUGGGGCACGGCCGAUCUCCCAGAUUGCGGGUUGGAUUGCGUGCGAGCUGGUUCAAGAGGCCGCACCUGGAGCUGGUCGUGGGCUUCGAUGUGAAUCAGGCGCACUAGGUCCUGGAUGUUGCGACACGGGUGCGGUUGGGGACACGCGGAAGGAGGCAUUGGAUGAGGCGAAGUUGAGUGAGGAGCCGGCAGUGUUCGAAGGCCCGGCGGGCACGGAGGUGCGAUGGACUGGGCUCUUGUCCAUGGAGCCGGGAUCCAAACUGAGGCUCGUUGGCCCCAGCAACUUUCGGCUGACCUUUGGGCGGUCUCGCCAGGCUCUGCCAAAAGCAGUGCUGCGAAGCUCGGCGUGCCCGCCAGCUGGGGGAGCUGCAUGCGGUGAGGUGAGGGAUUGGUUUGAGGUCCUCUGUCGUCCAGGGAAGGCAAGUGUCACAGCGACGGUGGAGAUCCUGAGCCCUCCCCAGGGUCACGUCAACGCAGCCUGGGGCGCGCUGUGCUGGAGCCGCUUCGAGCGCCCCGAAAUAUGGCCGUUAAUCCGCGUGCUGGGCGACUGGGUCGAUGGAGGAGCUGGCAGCUGCCCCGCACCGACAUCGCUGCGCGUUCCCCCAACACACCUCCGAAACCGAGACCCAGACGCAGCUGGGACACUGCUGGAGCCGCCGCGCCUUGCGUUGCUGGUGGUGUUGGCAGUUCAGCCCGCGGAGAGUGGCGUGGGCUGCAUGACCCCCAAUUGGUCCCUGGUGGCCGCACUGGAUGAGGCCCUCUAUCGCAAUGUAGGGCCCCAGUAUGAGCUCCACGUUGCUCAGAUCGCGGCCGAGGAGGAGCUCGACUGCCUUGCGACUGAGGAUGUGCUCCAGAGCCUCUCAAAAGCCCCGCAAAAGGGGGUUGUCUAUUUCCUCAGCCCGCAGCAGGUCAAGGGGGCCUUCCGGACCAAGAGCUACCUCAUCCACGACGAGGCCCUCUUUGCCUUGAUGGACAGGCUUGAGAGGGCCGGGCUCCCGACGGUGUGGCCACACCCCUUGCAUUUGUUCAAAGCGCUGGCUGGCAAGGUGUGGCCACCCCAGGUAUGUCUGUCGCCUCAGUAUCACGUGCCGCUCACAACCUGUGUUCCUCGCGGCGCCGUGCUCGCAGACUCGCAGCUGGCCGCAGAGGAGGCUCUGCAAGCCCUAAAGGUUCUGCGUGAGGCCUCCGCGCGGCCUCCGGAGGUGUCUGGGACUGUCGUCAAGGUGGGGUUCUCUUGGAAAUCCGAAGGGGUCACGCUCUGCCAGGACCGCGGGGACCUAAAAUGUGCCCUGGAGCAUGCUGCAGAAGCUGGCAGCCACAGCUAUUUCAUGGUGCAGGAGCGUAUUGAAGACUUAUGUUGUGAGGCCAUGGUUUACGUACUGGGUGGUGAGAUCGUAGGCCACCCGCAGUACUACUCCUUUCCUUACCACAAGGCCCCGCCGCAGUACAUGCUGCGGAAGACAGCCGCGCAAAUGUUGGGUGGAGAAUCAGUCCAAAGAGACUGUGAGGUACAGAUGAAGCAGAUCGCUCAGCGGUGGAUAGUUUGGAUCCACGCUCAAUGCUCUACCCCCGUGCCCUUCUUUCGGGUUGACUUUCUUUUGGCAUUGCCUCGGGAUGCACGGGAUGUACAGAUAUGGACUGGCGAGGUCAGUGAGUUGGGCGUGGCCGUAUCGUUUCAGGAAAUCGAUGACCAUCAAAGCUGUGAUAUGGUCAUGGAUGCAGUGCUGCGUUCAGUGCUCAGCCCAAACAGUGCCGGUGCUGUGCAUCGCGAAUCGGCGCAUGGAUGCGAGUAUCGGGUCAAUCUGGAGGCCGCGAUCGCCGUGCAAGAGAUAUGGCAAGUGGAUGCUCCACGCCGUGCACAGCAGCGGAAGAGAGGCAGCACAGACAGCGGUAUGCAGCAGCAGGAGACACACAAGACACACCGCGAGAAGGGCAGUCAUGCUGCAAAACGUGCCGGAAAUCGUCUAAGUCUGCUUGGGCAUUGGGGGGGAGGGGGAGUGGGCAGGAACUUCGGGGAUUUGAAUGUGUGGGGACUCGUUCUGCGUCUCCGCCAUAUCAGACAGAGAUACAAAAACCAGAAGACAGUUGGUACAGUUGAUUGGGGUUUCCAUUUGCUGGGGCCAGCAGUCAGCGAGGAGCACUGA
Messenger RNA from Symbiodinium natans, 2241 nucleotides. NCBI's taxonomy places the organism in Eukaryota, Dinophyceae, Suessiales, Symbiodiniaceae. The record is from the annotation of a GenBank genome assembly.